AUGGCACAAAAUAUGAGCUAAAAUUGCAAAAUAAGAUCAUUUUAGCCUUUUCCGUUGACGCCUGCAAGGGGGGAUUUCGAUCUAUCCGCCCUCAUUAUAAAAUUUCAGAUUCUAGUUUCUCCUCAUUCUAACCCUAAUUCCUCACAUCUCAACAGAGUUACGGGUUCGAUUUGAAUAAUCGAGAUGGGAGGAGGAUUCAGAGUGCUGCAUUUGGUUAGACCGUUCCUUUCCUUUCUGCCUGAAGUUCAAAGUGCUGAUCGAAAGGUUCCUUUUAGAGAGAAGGUCAUAUAUACUGUCAUUUCUCUCUUCAUCUUUCUUGUGUGCAGUCAGCUACCACUUUAUGGCAUUCACUCCACCACCGGGGCUGAUCCAUUUUAUUGGAUGCGUGUUAUUCUUGCUUCAAAUCGUGGGACUGUCAUGGAGCUUGGGAUUACUCCAAUUGUGACUUCCGGACUUGUGAUGCAAUUGUUGGCUGGAUCAAAGAUCAUUGAAGUGGACAAUAGUGUUCGAGAGGAUCGUGCACUACUAAACGGAGCCCAAAAGUUAUUGGGCAUUCUGAUAGCUGUUGGCGAGGCUGUUGCUUAUGUGCUAUCUGGGAUGUAUGGUAGUGUUAGUCAGCUAGGUGUUGGAAAUGCUAUACUUAUUAUCAUCCAACUCUGUUUUGCUGGUAUUAUUGUGAUAUGUCUUGAUGAGCUUCUCCAGAAAGGAUAUGGUCUUGGCUCUGGAAUCUCGCUUUUUAUCGCCACAAAUAUUUGUGAAAACAUUAUAUGGAAAGCAUUUAGCCCCACUACUAUUAACAGUGGCCGUGGUGCUGAAUUUGAAGGUGCUGUUAUUGCUUUGUUCCACCUGAUGAUCACUAGGUCAGACAAGAUCCGUGGCCUUAGGGAGGCUUUCUAUCGGCAGAACCUUCCAAAUGUUACCAAUUUACUUGCCACAGUCUUAAUCUUCCUUAUUGUCAUCUAUUUCCAAGGUUUCCGUGUGGUUUUGCCUGUGAGGUCAAAGAAUGCCCGUGGACAACAGGGCUCGUAUCCCAUUAAGCUUUUCUAUACCUCUAAUAUGCCAAUUAUUCUCCAAUCUGCACUUGUUUCCAAUCUUUAUUUCAUCUCUCAGUUGCUGUACAGGAGGUACAGUGGAAAUUUCUUUGUCAAUCUGUUGGGAAAAUGGAAGGAAUCUGAAUAUUCAGGUGGCCAGUUUAUUCCAGUUGGUGGUCUGGCUUACUACGUCACUGCACCAGCAAGCCUGGCAGAUAUGACAGCCAAUCCCUUCCAUGCUUUGUUCUAUUUGAUCUUUAUGCUUUCAGCCUGUGCUCUCUUCUCAAAGACUUGGAUAGAAGUGUCAGGGUCUUCUGCACGAGAUGUGGCUAAGCAGCUUAAGGAACAACAAAUGGUCAUGCCAGGACACCGUGAUUCAAAUCUACAGAAGGAAUUGAAUCGCUACAUACCAACAGCAGCUGCCUUUGGAGGAAUGUGCAUUGGUGCAUUGACAGUUUUGGCAGAUUUCAUGGGAGCAAUUGGUUCAGGAACAGGAAUAUUACUUGCCGUUACCAUUAUAUAUCAGUACUUUGAGACUUUUGAGAAAGAAAGAGCCAGUGAACUUGGCUUCUUUGGCUUCUAAAUCCAAAGGUUCCUUAACUGUGUUAGAGUAAGUGAAAGAUACAAAGGAGUUACUGCUACGCUAACAAAAGCACCCUUUGGAAUGGAGAUCCCUACUUAGUGACUUCAAUGUUUCACUUAAUUUCAUGUAGACCUUUGUAUGUUAGACAAAUGAGCAGGCAAAUGAAUGAGAUUUUUUCGUUGAGAUACUGA
Messenger RNA from Jatropha curcas, 1805 nucleotides. RefSeq lists its product as uncharacterized. Gene Ontology annotation, cellular component: membrane. Lineage: Eukaryota; Viridiplantae; Streptophyta; Magnoliopsida; Malpighiales; Euphorbiaceae. The record is from RefSeq and is a predicted model, not a curated record. Gene Ontology annotation, biological process: protein transport.